AUGCUGCUGCUGCGCCUGCUGCUCCUGCGGCCGGGGCUCUCCGGGAGCCGCGGCGGCUGCAGCCUCCGCUUGACGCCGGCGGCCGAGGGCAGGCCCGCGCGGGCCUUUUGGGUUGCCAGGUCCUCUGGCAGCCAGGCCAGAUUCUCCAGCUUUCUCCGGCUUUCUCCUGACCGACUGGCCAGGCCGUCCCCAGUGGUGCUGCUGCUCUUUGCGCGCAGGCUCUUCCCACUGGGUCGCACCGCCGUGUUCUUGGCUGGUGCAGGGGCUGCCUUCCACAGCAGGGCCUUGUGCCAGGAGGUGGCCUGCGACGUGCCUGCGUGCGUCUCCCCAGUCGCGGAGCAACUGCCCGCCUUUGACUGGGCCACCUUCUGGAGGUUCCUGAGGCCACAGCUGCUGGCGCUGACCGCGGCUGUCAUGUUUGCGCUCGGAGUGGCGCUCCUCAAUGUUCAAAUCCCACUGGUGCUGGGGGACGUGGUCAAUGUGGUGGCCCGAUACACCUGCCUGAGUGAUUACCUGCAUGUGGUGCGGCGCCCUGCCAUGCGCUUGCUGAGCAUCUAUGCCCUCCAGGGGAUUUUCACCUUUGGCUACAUCAUGCUGCUCUCACGCAUUGGAGAGAAGGUGGCCAAUGGCAUGCGCAAGGAACUUUUCAAUUCCUUAAUCAGGCAGGACGUGGCCUUCUUUGACGCCAGCCAGACCGGGCAGCUGGUGAAUUGCCUGACCUCGGACAUCCAGGAGUUCAAGUCCUCUUUCAAGACGGUUAUCUCUCAGGGCCUACGCAGCCUCACCCAGACGGUCGGCUGCUUAAUGUCUCUCUACUUGAUCUCGCCCAAGCUGACGGGGCUGCUGGUGGUGGUGAUGCCCGCCCUGGUGGGGACCGGGGCGUUCAUUGGCUCCUUUCUGCGCAAGCUGUCACGCAAGGCCCAGGAACAGGUGGCCAGAUCCACGGCAGUGGCAGACGAGGCCCUUAACAACGUCCGGACCGUGCGGGCGUUUGCCAUGGAGAGCAGAGAGAUCGAGCAGUACGCUGCAGAGGUGGAUCACUCUGGCCACCUUAACAUGCGCCUGGGGCUGGGCAUCGCAGUGUUCCAGGGGCUCUCCAACCUGGCGCUGAACUGUAUUGUGCUGGGCACUCUCUUGGUGGGCGGCUCCCUCAUGGCCGGGGAAGAGCUGAGCCCGGGAGAGCUGAUGUCUUUCUUGGUUUCCACGCAAACGGUGCAGAGGUCCUUGGCCAACAUGUCCGUUCUCUUUGGGCAGGUGGUGCGGGGGAUGAGUGCUGGGGCCCGUGUGUUUGAAUACAUUACUCUGGCGCCAGAGACCCCCUUGACUGGAGGACAGAGGCUUGCGUGUAGCUCGCUGAGUGGGCACAUUCAGUUCCAAGACGUUUGCUUCAGCUACCCAACACGGCCCGGCUACCAGGUGCUGCGAGAUUUCUGCCUCUCCAUACCCUCCAACAAGACAGUGGCCAUUGUGGGAGAAUCUGGAGGAGGGAAGUCCACUGUGGCUGUGCUCCUGGAACGGUUCUAUGACCCCACGGCGGGCACAAUCUUCCUCGAUGGGCAAGACAUCAGCACUCUGGAUCCUUCCUGGCUCCGGGGGGAGGUCAUCGGCUUCAUUAAUCAGGAACCGGUGCUGUUCAGCACGUCCAUCAUGGAGAACAUCCGCUUCGGCAAGCCGAGUGCCUCUGACGCUGAAGUCUACGCCGCUGCUCGCCUGGCCAAUGCCGACAGUUUUAUUCGCAGCUUUCCUGAGGGAUACAACACGGUGGUGGGUGAGCGUGGGGUGACUCUGUCCGGAGGGCAGAAGCAGCGGGUGGCCAUUGCCCGGGCACUCAUCAAGAAUCCCACGGUGCUGAUUCUGGACGAGGCCACGAGCGCGCUGGACGCGGAGUCGGAGCAUGUGGUCCAGGAAGCCUUGGACCGGGCGGUGGCCGGCCGCACCGUGCUGGUCAUUGCCCACCGCCUCAGCACCGUGCAAGCCGCCGACCUCAUCGUGGUGCUGGCCAAGGGGUGUGUGGCAGAGGCCGGCAGCCCCUCCGAGCUGCUCCGCCGGGGCGGCCUCUACGCCGAGCUGAUCCGCAGGCAGAGCCAGGACGCCGCGGCCGCCUGA
This is a messenger RNA of Euleptes europaea (tarantolino), 2106 nucleotides long. RefSeq names its product ATP binding cassette subfamily B member 8 (gene ABCB8). Lineage: Eukaryota; Metazoa; Chordata; Lepidosauria; Squamata; Sphaerodactylidae. The record is from RefSeq and is a predicted model, not a curated record. Gene Ontology annotation, molecular function: ATP binding; ABC-type oligopeptide transporter activity; ATP hydrolysis activity. The transcript is spliced from 16 exons. Gene Ontology annotation, cellular component: membrane. Gene Ontology annotation, biological process: transmembrane transport. Bases 1 to 2106 code for a protein of 701 amino acids.